Messenger RNA from Patiria miniata (bat star), 579 nucleotides. RefSeq lists its product as uncharacterized. Lineage: Eukaryota; Metazoa; Echinodermata; Asteroidea; Valvatida; Asterinidae. The transcript has 2 exons. The coding region runs from base 1 to 579 and encodes 192 amino acids. The record is from RefSeq and is a predicted model, not a curated record.
AUGGGAUCCCCUUUAUCCCCUGUCCAAGCCGACAUCUUCAUGGAGGAGUUCGAACCUUCCUCCCUCCUCACAGCGGAUCUUCGGCUGAGCCUGUGGCUACGCUACGUUGAUGACACCUUCGUAGUGUGGCCCCAUGGCCCGGACACACUCCAAGACUCCAGUACCUCAACCAGCAACACACCAGCAUCAGCUUUACCAUGGAACAAGAACAGGACGCGGUCGUUUCAUCACCCCAGCAUCAAGUCAUCGGUCAACCGCACCUUAGUACAGAGAGCCUAUGAGGUCUGCGAUCAAGACAACCUCAAGCGUGAACUCAAGCACAUCCAGGCGUCACUUCAACGGAACGGCUACAAACCCAACCGCAUCAAGAUCAGCAAACGUGACCAACGGGUCUCCUCUACCCAAGGUCCUUCCGCUGUAUCUCCCUCAGUCACUCUUCCUCAUCAUCUCCAACGCAUCCUCCGACAAGCCGGCGUCAAGGUGUACCACUCAUCUGGCAACAAGCUCCAAGGCAGCCUCCACACUCACAAGGACAAGCAGGACUCCUCUUCCAAGCCAGGUCUACCGCAUUCCAUGUGA